Molecule: messenger RNA, 2263 nt
Organism: Drosophila novamexicana
Lineage: Eukaryota; Metazoa; Arthropoda; Insecta; Diptera; Drosophilidae
Product: endothelin-converting enzyme 2
Exons: 1
Coding region: 252-2204 (650 amino acids)
Biological process (GO): protein processing
Cellular component (GO): plasma membrane
Molecular function (GO): metalloendopeptidase activity
Source: RefSeq, a predicted model, not a curated record
CGAAACCUUCUGCAAAUCAAAACGGAAAUUGUGAAAUACUCAAAAAUAUACAAAGAAAUAUUUUUGUAACACCUUUCUGACAUGUGUGCGCCUAAAAGAAACCAAAUACAUCAACAACAACAACAACAACAAUUGCUGCUCCGAACUGCAGUGCACAGCAUACAAAACUAAAACCAAACAAAUCUGUUAAAGAAACGACAAGUUUCGACAAAAGUGUUAAAGCAAAUAAGCAAAGUUUAGCUCAAGUGAAAAUGCCACGCCUUUGGGCGCUCUGCUUGCUACUGGCCAGCGCCAAGGCGCUGCCUACCAAUCAGCUCAACAAAAGCUGCCGCCUUAGGGCAGCCGAUACAUCCACAGAGCCAACCUGCAGCACGGAUAUCAAUUUGAGGCACAUCCAAUUGCUGGAGCAAUACAUGCUGCCCGAGCUGGAUGCGUGCCAGGACUUUUAUAAGUACGCCUGCGGCAAUUGGCGGUCGGUGCAUGAAGCAGGCGUAUCGGCCAUGUCGCUGAGCGGCGCACGCAUCGAUCAACGCUAUGUGGAGCUGUUCGAGCGUCUGCUGGAUGAGCCACAAGCGCCGGAGCACGAGCUGCCCAUGUAUUCGAAGCUGUUGCGGUACUAUCAGAGCUGCAGGGCAUUGGGUAAGCCGCGCCUGCGUCGCUAUUUGGAGCAGCUGCCGCACACGGCCAACAAUCAUUGGGCAGAGCUGUUGGCGCUGCUGGGACGCUAUGGCUAUCACGAGCACUAUGUGAAGAUCGAGGUGAGCCAGCACAAUGCCACACAGCAUAUGCUGGUCGUGCAGCCGCAUAACUACAAUCUCAGCCUGAAUCUCAGCAUGAUUAUCUACAAAGCUCUAAGGCGACACACGCACGGCCUGCUGCCCAAUCUGACGCAGUUGCGCGAACGCUUCGGGCAACUGGAGGCAACACUGCAGCAAAUGGCGAGACCGGCCAACAGCAGCAGCGAGGAGGAGACGCUUCGCAACUAUACACUAGAGCAACUGCAGCAGGAGCUGCCACAAUUCAACUGGACGCAUGCAUUGCAGCUGCAAUUGGGCGCCACAUAUCCAGGCAGCCAUCAGCUGCUGGUGGAUGAUGUGCCGGCGCUGCGGCAUCUGAUCGCAUUCCUCAACCGGGCCGAUGCACGGCUGCUGCAGUUGUACAGCUGGGCGCGUUUCCUGCAGCAUCUGAUGCAGCUACCCCACAAUCCGCUGAGCAACAGCCACUCCAGCUCCAGGUCCAUUUGUGUGCAGCACAUGCGUAAAACGCUCUACCUGCCCAUGAAUUUUGUAUACGAGCACAGUUAUUAUGGCCGGCAGCGUGCCGCGGACGAGCGGGUCAUCUUUGGCGUCUUUGAGGAGCUGAAAACACAGUUCGCCCAGCAGCUGCGACGCAAUGAGUUUGGCCUGGAGGCCCCGCUGCUCCAGGCGCUGCUGGCUAAGGUGCAUGGCUUGCGACUCAACCUGGGCAACAUGCCGGCCAACGCGAGCACUGAGUUUUAUGUGGAUUGCGAACAGCACUGGCGGGUGGGCGGUGACUUCUAUGAGAAUCAUUUGCAGAGCCUGCUGCACUACUAUGCACAUCUGGCGGAGCUGGAGCGCAGUGCGAAUGCCAGCAUGCGUCAGCUGUGGUACAGCUUCAAUCAUCAUGGACCCGGGCUGACCGAUAAUAUUGAUGCCACGCCGUAUUUCUACUGUCUGGGUAGCAUCAUCAUUAUGCCCUAUGCCUAUGUGCAGCUUCCCUUCUACGACGCACAGUUUUGGCCAGCUCUGCUCUACGGCGAUUUGGCCAACACACUGGGUCACGAGAUGCUGCACGCCUUUGACACCUACUUCGUGGACUACGAUGCCCAGGGUGUUAUGCGCGAUUACAGUGAUCAGUUGCUGCUGAACGACCACUACGUGGAUGCGGUGAACUGUCUCAAUGACAGCGAGGUCUUCAUGCUGAAUGAACGUGCCGCGGACAUCAGCGGCACACGCCUGGCGCUGCAGACCUACAUGCAACAGCCGGCGGAGAGGCGCAACAAUGGACGCUUGUACUUUCUGCAAUUCGCGCAAUUCUUUUGCGGCGAGGAGGCGGACAUAUUCCAUGACACGGGCAGCAAGCGCCUAAACUAUGCGCUGGCGCAGAUGCCCGAAUUUGCAGAGGUAUUCCAGUGUGCCCAGGGCUCGCCCAUGAAUCCCGUGCAGCGCUGCCGAUUCUGGUAGCAUCAUGAAUAUAUAGUGAAUAUAUAGUGUAUACAAUCGUAACUGCUGUAUAGCUUUAA